Messenger RNA from Pangasianodon hypophthalmus (striped catfish), 2255 nucleotides. RefSeq names its product magnesium transporter MRS2 (gene mrs2). NCBI's taxonomy places the organism in Eukaryota, Metazoa, Chordata, Actinopteri, Siluriformes, Pangasiidae. Gene Ontology annotation, biological process: mitochondrial magnesium ion transmembrane transport. Gene Ontology annotation, molecular function: magnesium ion transmembrane transporter activity. Bases 515 to 1804 code for a protein of 429 amino acids. Gene Ontology annotation, cellular component: mitochondrial inner membrane. The transcript is spliced from 11 exons. The record is from RefSeq and is a predicted model, not a curated record.
CACCACGUGCUGAAAGGACCGGCAACUGCCCCAGUGCAUGCUGGUCAUUUCGUCAUAACCUACUUCCGAAAACAUUUACAGCUUUCUGGCUGGACUACAAGUAUCACAUUCCGUAAAUGAAUGAUUUUAAAAAUUAAAAUGCAUUUUAUAAAUGUCGUAGUGAGGCAAUAAGACGAGUUUAUGAAGAGCUUUUCUUCUCCAUGAGUUGCGUUUGUUGAUAUACAGCUUAGCAAGACAGCUAAAGGAUUAGCUUACUCUUUGUUUUUAUAAACAAGAUUAUUAAGUCGUUUUGUUGUCCUUUGAUGCCAUUUUGUCUUAUGCCAGUUAGUUUACAACAAAAAUAGGCAAACCUUGAGAAAUUUAGACCAAGUCAAACUGAACUUUUUUUUUUUUUUUUUCUAAUUAAAGCCGCUUGGACCUACAUAAGACAGUCCGGAUACAUCUGGAGGACGCAAUGAUAUGAUAUGUCCUGGAAAAGGCACUUUUAACAGGGUCUUGACCUUGUUAGGUUAAAAUGGGGGCAUGUGUGAGGUUUUUAUGUUGUGAGGGUCUGCGGAUAGCCUCUACGACAUGUUGGACUCGUGGACUACUGAAGGGCUCAAGAUCACCUCUGAGCCGUGCUCUCUGUGCUCAUCAUUCAUGGACAUGCAGACAUGUUCCUCCAGAGACAACACGACUAACCUACACACCCAGCCACAGCACCCUCCUCUGUCGUGGCAGUGUUACAGACUCUUCACAUGCAGCUCUGUCCAGUGUGGCCCCUGUCUUUAUAGUGAUGAAAUUCGAUCCUGACGGGAAUGUUACUUCAUUUGAGAAAAAGAAAACCGAGCUUUAUCAGGAACUUGGGUUGCAGGCAAGAGACCUGAGAUUCCAACACCUCACCAGUAUCACAUCACGAAAUAACGCAAUCAUCAUUCGCAUGGAGUCCCUAAAAGCAGUAGUAACUCCAGAGUGCCUGCUGGUGUUGGAUUUCCGUGGGCUUGGUUUGGAGAAGUGGCUGGUUUUGGAGCUGGGGCCACAGUUAGCAGGAGAUGGUGCUCUGGCCACAUAUUCUCUACCCUUCGAGUUUAGAGCCUUGGAGGCCAUUCUACAACACAGGAUAAACACCCUCCAGGCAAGGCUAAAUGAGGUUCAGCCCCAGAUUUUAGACUGCCUCGAGUCAUUAGUGGAUCCCAAACUUCUAUCUGCAGACCGCAGUAAACUGCACAUGCUUCUCCUCAACAGUAAGAGUCUCUCUGAACUCGAGACUGACAUUAAAGUAUUUAAGGAUAGCCUGCUGAAGAUUCUGGAUGAGGAUGAGCUGAUCGAGGAACUGUGUCUCACCAAAUGGACUGACCCCCGUGUGUUUGAGGAGAGUAGUUUGGGCCUAGAUCAUGCUCAUGAGAUGGAGUUACUCCUGGAGAACUAUUUCAUGCAGGCAGAGGAGCUGGGAAACAAAACUCGAGAGCUGAAAGGGCUCAUCGACGACUCGGAGAGCGUCAUCUUCAUCAACCUGGACAGUCAUCGAAAUGUGAUGAUGCGCCUGAACCUCCAGCUCACCAUGGGAACCUUCUCCCUUUCCUUAUUUGGUCUGAUGGGAGUGGCCUUUGGCAUGAAUCUGAUGUCUUCAUUUGAAGAGGAUCCACGUGCAUUCUGGCUAGUGACAGGAGUCAUGUUCCUAGGCAGUGGACUCAUCUGGAGGCGACUGCUUUCUUUCCUGGGACGACACUUAGAGCCCAGCUCUCCUCCUCCAAUCCCCCCUGUUUGGAGGAAAAGCCAACUCAGCACCUUAAAAGGCACAGAUCUAAAACCUGGAGUUAGAUGAUAAUAUAAUGUGACUCUCCCUGUUGUUCCCUCUGUUUUCCUGUGUGCAGUAAAUCUAUUGUAAACUGAUAUUAUAUUGUGCUUUUAAUUGCAGUGAAAAGUUUUCACUUAAAAAGCAACAGGCCACAGAAUUGACACACUUCCUAUUAUGAAUGGCUCUAAGCGUCAUUCUUAAGCGACAACAUCUUAAGCAUUGAAGACAGAAAGCAGUCUGAUUUUUACCCACUAUAUUUAUAACCAGGAAUUUUAACAUUGAGUUUAAUUGUUGGUAAGUCACUUAUAAUUAUGAUGUUAUGAACACACUGUGCAUACCUCUUAUUGGUUUUAAGCUGUGUUAAUCUUAAUUAGGUUAGCCCUUAAAUACCUAUGUUACUGGUUCCAUAUGCUUUAAAUAAUAGAUCACUCAUGCUGAUGGGUACAUAACUUGAAAUAAAGAGUUUCCGUAUAAGUUA